CAUCAAUUUAGAGGUGUCUGACACAUUCUCUGCUCAGGAGCUGUGUUGACAAAGAUAGAAGACGACACGGGGUGAGGCCUUCUCAGCUCAAAAUCUGUAAGUUGAAACCCAUGGUAGGUCCUGGUAGGAGCAGUUGCGGCUUCUAUUUAGGAGAAAUUCUGUGUGUUUCUUGCUCGGGAUCUGGCUCUGUUUUUUCUACCUCAAGAGCCUACAACUGGAGCUUCGAUAAGAGAAGAGAGCAGUUCCCAAAACAGGUUCAGGGCUGGGGCAGUGAGAACUUGAGGCAAGAAAAUCCAGCGGUUCUCCAACUAUUUCGUGGCAAUUUUCUUAGUGGCAACUUAAGAAAUGCAACCGUUUCCUAUGAUAGAGUAACUGCUGCUGAGAGUGGGCGAUUUAAGCCCGGGCCUGGCAAGUGGAGCGGGACUUGGGCGUGUCCCUGGGUCUGCGGUGUCGCGCGCCCCCUGCUGGCCGCCGGGCCCAGAACAAGGCACGCGCUGGGGAAGCGAAAGCGAAAGGCGCGGGGAGCCGGGACGCCCCGGCCCGGAGAGCAUCGCCCGCAGAUCGAGGGGAGACAACGUUGAGACAGUGCGAGGGGGUUCCCAGCUCAGCCCUCCGCACUUAAAGGAAAGACCCCUGGAGCUGCAUCGCAGAAGCCGCCGCUGACCACGCCAUGCGGCUCCCUGACCUGAGACCCUGGGCCGCCCUACUGCUGGCAGACUCGGCCUUACUCUGGCUGCUGCAGGGACCUCUGGCGGCCGUGCUUCCUCGAGGGCUUCCAGGCCUGUGGCUGGAGGGCAUCUUGCGACUUGGAGGGCUUUGGUGGCUGCUGAGGCUGGGAGGGCUGCUGGGAUAUGUGGGGACACUGCUGUGCCCCCUCUGCCUGGUGAUACCCUUCUUUCUCUCCUUGAGGGCCCUGGUCCCAGGAGCCUUGAGUGCUCCCCCAGCCAGAGUGGCUUCAGCCCCUUGGAGCUGGCUGCUGCUGGGGUCCGGGGCUGCGGGGCUCAGCUGGGCAGUGUGGGCUGUGCUGAGUCCUCCAGGAGCCCAGGAGAAGAAGGAGGACCAGGAGAACAACAGAGCUUUGAUGUGGAGGUUGCUGAAGCUCUCCUGGCCGGACUGGCCUUUCCUGGCUGCUGCCUUCUUCUUUCUUGUCCUUGCCGUGUUGGGUGAGACACUAAUCCCUUACUAUUCUGGCCUCGUGAUUGACAUCCUGGGGGGUGAUUUUGACCCUGAUGCCUUUGUCAGCGCCAUCUUGUUCAUGAGUCUUUUCUCCGUUGGGAGCUCACUGUCCGCUGGCUGCCGGGGAAGCGCCUUCACCCUCGUCAUGUCCAGGAUCAAUCUGCGUGUCCGGGAGCAGCUUUUCUCCUCCCUCCUGCACCAGGACCUGGCUUUCUUCCAGGAGACUAAGACAGGGGAGCUGAAUUCACGGCUGAGCUCGGACACCAAACUGAUGAGUCUCUGGCUUCCUCUGAAUGCCAACGUGCUCUUGCGCAGCCUGGUCAAGGUGCUGGGACUCUUCGGCUUCAUGCUCAGCUUGUCGCCUCGACUCACCCUCCUCUCUCUGCUCCAGAUGCCUCUCACGAUAGCGGCUGAGAAGGUGUACAAUGCCCGCCAUCUGGCAGUGCUUCGAGAGAUCCAGGAUGCAGUGGCAAGAGCAGGGCAGGUGGUGCGGGAGGCUGUGGGAGACCUGCAGACUGUGCGCAGUUUUGGGGCCGAGGAGGAAGAAGUCUGUCGCUAUAAGGAGGCCCUGGAACGAUGCCGGCAGCUGUGGUGGCGAAGAGACCUGGAACAGGCCCUCUACCUGCUCUUAAGAAGGAUGCUGGAGUUGGCAAUGAAGGUGCUGUUGCUGAGCUGUGGGCUGCAGCAGAUCCUGGCUGGGGACCUCACCCAGGGUGGGCUGCUCUCCUUUCUGCUCUACCAGGAAAACAUGGGCUCCUAUGUGCACACCCUGGUAUAUGUGUUUGGGGAUAUGCUGAGCAACGUGGGGGCUGCAGAGAAGGUUUUCUACUACCUGGACAGACAGCCAGAUCUGCCUCCACCUGGGACAUUGGCCCCUUCCACUCUGAAGGGGGUGGUGAAAUUCCAAGGCGUCUCCUUUGCGUAUCCUAACUGCCCUGACAAGCCUGUGCUCAAGGGUCUCACAUUCACCCUGCAUCCUGGUCAGAUGACUGCUCUGGUGGGGCCCAAUGGGUCUGGGAAGAGCACCGUGGCUGCCCUGCUGCAGAACCUGUACCAGCCCACGGAGGGGCAGGUGCUGCUGGACGAGGAGCCCGUCUCCGCCUAUGAGCAUCACUACCUGCACCAACAGGUGGUUUUGGUCGGGCAGGAGCCUGUGCUGUUCUCAGGGUCUGUGAGAGACAACAUUGCUUAUGGGCUGAGGAGCUGCAGCGAUGAGAAGGUGAUGGCCGCUGCCCGGGCUGCCAGGGCAGAGGAGUUCAUAAACGAAAUGGAGCACGGACUCUACACAGAUGUGGGGGAGAAAGGGAACCAGCUGGCUGUGGGACAGAAGCAGCGUCUGGCCAUUGCCCGGGCCCUCGUGCGGGACCCACGAGUCCUCAUCCUGGACGAGGCCACCAGUGCCCUGGACGCGGAGAGCGAGCAGGCGCUGCAGGACUGGAAAUCCCACGGGAACCGGACGGUGCUGGUGAUCGCGCACAGGCUGCAUACGGUUCAGAACGCGGACCAGAUCCUGGUGCUCAAGCAGGGAGAGCUGCAGGAGCAUGCGCAGCUCAUGGAGGGGGAGGACCUCUACUCCUACCUGGUGCAGCAGAACCAGAGGCCGGAGGGGGGCACCCCAGAGACACUGCCCUCUUCCCAGGGCCAUCUCAGUGACCCAGAGGAGCUCCUGCUUUGACUUUCCCCGGGAGCUGCUUUUGGAGCUGGAGGCAUGAUGGAGGUUUAGACGGAGGAUACUUUUGUUAGCGCACGGGGAGUGGGGGUGGGGAGGUUGCUGUCUCUAUCCAAGAACCUCAUUUACUUGAUGAACAGAACUUUGGUGCUGAGAAGUGUAUUGUGGCAUAACAAAUAUAUUUUAAAAUAUUUUUUGCUUAUUAUAUAAAUAGCACACAUUCAUAUGGAAAAUUUAGACAGUAUAGACAAGUUGGAAGAAGAAAAGUAAAACUAGCCGCUAUUUCACAUCCCAGAGGUAAAGAUGGUUACUAUUUUGCUGGCUGUCUUCCUGUCUUCAUUGUUCUUUGAGAUACAUAUUAACUAGUAUGACUUAAAUAUUCAUGAGACUGCUUUUCUGUAUCCUUUCCCAUUCCCAUCAGGGUCUGAGGUUUGGGGGGAGUUAGGGUAUGGAGGGCUGGAGCGCAGUUCCCUAAUUAACAGUAUUAGUAGAAUAUAGAUAAUAGCUGGUUUACAGAGUUUUAAUAUGAGUAGGAACUAUGCUAAGCAGUUUGUCAUAUAUUAUCAUUUUUAAUCCUUAUCCUCAUCAUAUAUUUGAGGUUGGUUGUCAUCCCCAUUUUAUGGAUGAGAAAACUGAAUCUCUUAAGAGAUUAAAUCACUUUCCAAAGGUUAUACAGUGGUGGAAUUUGAAUUUGAAUCCAAGCCUGACCCCCGAGUCUUCACUCUCAACCAAUAAAUUACAACCCAUCUUGUGUCAUAAUCUGCUUUAUAAUGAGAUCGUCAGGCCCUUUUACUUCUAGCUCUGAAUCUCAUCUCUUCCCUCUAGCCCUGUUAACAACUUUCAAUCAUAGUGUUAGAUGCUCUCAUCUCCAAGGAGGUUCCCCUACAUUGGUUCCCCUCUUCCAGCCAUUCUUCACUCUUCAGGAAGUCAUUUUUCUUUCUAGAAGACACCUAGGACAAUGUCACUCCUGUAAAAUCCUUCCAGUGUCUUCGCCGCUUUCAGAUCUUCCUCAGAGACACAGGUUCUUCUAGCCCGUUUGUCUCACUCUCUCUUGUUGGAUUCACCUCCAUCCACGACAAACUUCCUGCCCUCCUGAUGCCUCUGUGCCUUGGCAUGGGGUGUGGCCUGCCAUUUUCCCCAGUUCUUUAAGAUUCAACUCAGGGGUGAGGUCUUCCAGGAAACCUUCCCUUCCCUCCUCAGUCUGGAGAAGGUGUCCCUCGCAUGUGCUCCCAUAGCUCUGCUCCUGGGGCUUACCUCUUUCACAGUCCCUCUUGGACUCCCCCCCCCCCCGUAGACCUCUGUCCUUCCACUUGACCAUGAGCUCCUGCAGGGGAGGCUGUAUGUCAUAUUAAGCUUUAUAUCUACUACCUGACACAGGGCUCUGUUCAUAAUGGAUGAUACAUAAAUGUUUGCUGGAUAAAUGAAUAAAUCUCCCUCCUCUGUCCUCA
Messenger RNA from Phacochoerus africanus (Common warthog), 4293 nucleotides. It is a transcript of the gene TAP2, whose product is annotated as transporter 2, ATP binding cassette subfamily B member. The coding region runs from base 671 to 2851 and encodes 726 amino acids. The record is from RefSeq and is a predicted model, not a curated record. Gene Ontology annotation, cellular component: endoplasmic reticulum membrane; TAP complex. The transcript has 12 exons. NCBI's taxonomy places the organism in Eukaryota, Metazoa, Chordata, Mammalia, Artiodactyla, Suidae. Gene Ontology annotation, molecular function: ATP binding; ATP hydrolysis activity; MHC protein binding. Gene Ontology annotation, biological process: antigen processing and presentation of endogenous peptide antigen via MHC class I; transmembrane transport; peptide transport.